Molecule: messenger RNA, 1775 nt
Organism: Spathaspora passalidarum NRRL Y-27907
Lineage: Eukaryota; Fungi; Ascomycota; Pichiomycetes; Serinales; Debaryomycetaceae
Exons: 1
Biological process (GO): ribosomal large subunit assembly; rRNA processing
Cellular component (GO): nucleolus
Molecular function (GO): 5S rRNA binding
Source: RefSeq, a predicted model, not a curated record
AUUGAACUAGCAGUAACUUCAUACUAAAAAUCAUACAUAAUGGGAGAAACCAAGACCAAAUCCAAACCACAGUCAUCAAGAAAGGGGAAGAGAGCCUGGCGUAAGAACAUCGACAUCCAAGAAGUCGAAUCUGGUCUUCAAGCGUCAAGGGAUUCAGAAGUCAUCUUAGGUAAAUCUAAUGAAGAUGAAGAAGACUUCAUAAUCGAUGAAACUCCACAAAUCAAACCUAAUGUUGAAGUUAAGAAAUUGAAAACGCAUGAAAUUUUAACUAAUAAGUCCAAAGUCCCUGCUUUGGCUCACCCUAAGGAAUCUAAGAAACCAAAAACUAUCCAAGGUGUCAAACGUACUGAUGUUUUAAAGUUGGUUAAAUUGACUGGUGGUAGAUACAAGAGUGAAAGUACCAUGCUCAACCGUAUUGAAAAGGAUGGGUUAAUGAAUGUGUCUAAUGAUGAUCUUUGGGGAGAAGAUGAAAAGGAAGCUACUCCAGUUGACGGAUUUUCUUCAACUGCUGAAGUGACCCGUGCUUCCGUUAUUCCCAAAACUUUAUCUCAUGCUCCAAUUCAAGUAGUUGAUAACGAGUUAACUUCAAAGACUAUUCAUGCUGGUAAAUCAUACAACCCAUCAUUGGAAUCUUGGAAGGAUUUAAUAAAUCAAGAAUAUGAUCUUGAAUAUAAACGAGAACUAGCUAGACAACAAAUUGCCGAGCACAGAGAAAAGAUUAAGGUGUUGAUGGAAACUUUGAAGGAUGAUAACUUGUCAGAAAGUGAUGACGAAGAAGAGGAAGAAGAGAAAGAGCAAGUGAAGGAAGAAGAACAAGCCAACGAAGAAGAUGCUUAUAGAUUGUCGAUAAACAAGCCAACUCAAGUUAAGAUCAAAACCAAGACCAAGCGAAAUAAGGAAGCUAAACAUAAGAAGAGAGUAGAAUUAGAACAGCAAUUGAAAGAUUUGAAGAAGCAAUUAAAGGAUCUUUCUAAUUUGGACGAAUUGUUAAAAAAACAACAAGAGGAAGAAGAACAGCAGGAACAACCAGCCACUAAGAAACAAAGAAAGAGCCAAAAGCUUUUCAAAUAUAAUCCAAUUCAAGCCCCAUUAGAAGUUAAAUUAUCCAACGAAUUAACCAACAAUUUAAAGAAUGUCAAACCAGAAGGUAAUUUGUUUUAUGAUCAAAUGUUGAAGUUACAAUCAACUGGUAAGAUCGAAGCCAGAGUUCCAGUUGCCAAGAAGAAGAAAUACACACCAAAGAUUACUGAAAAAUGGACCUACAAGGAUUUUAAAUAGAUACUAUUCUUUUUCUGCGUAUAAUAUAGAUAUAUAAUAAAAAAGGUUAAAACGAAAUAAAUAUUACAUGAAUACCACUCCAAUUCAAACUCCCAGAAUGAUGACAAGUGCCACCAAUCAAAUGCUAUUGCUAUGCUAAGAAGCUUACGACCAAUCCCAAUCACCAAAAACGUAACCUCUCCAUAAUCUGUCUCUGAGUACGAAAGAUUGUCCUCUGUUGGCAGAGUAGUAUUGUUGUUCGAUAGUGUCGGCGGUCUUGAAAUGUUCAGGGGCGACUGGCUCUUGUGAUUGACCACGUUUAAUUCCUGUCAAUAAGAAAUCACGCUUCAUCAUUCUUUUGUCCCAUGCAUCUAAAUUCCAUCUGUCAUUCUUCCAACCGUUGUCCCAAUAUCUAAUGAAUUGGACACCAUGACCUGCAAGACCAAAGAAUGCAGCCAUAAUGGCAUAUGGCAUUAAACCUUCAAAUGGAACUGGCAUAUUUGUAUAUUGGUAGGUAU